Molecule: messenger RNA, 4070 nt
Organism: Petromyzon marinus (sea lamprey)
Lineage: Eukaryota; Metazoa; Chordata; Hyperoartia; Petromyzontiformes; Petromyzontidae
Source: RefSeq, a predicted model, not a curated record
GUAUAUGGAGUACUCUUGCCAAUAACAACUUGUAACCCAGCCGCAACUGUUUUGCACGCAUUUCUCUACUGAUCCAUUCGUUUGAAACCGGGCCAGGGUUUUCCAUUAUUGGUCCGGAGAGUCGAUGUACUGUAAUAAUGCAGUCUACAGAACGUUACGUUUUGUGUAAUAAUUAAAUACACGUGUUGGUCCAAACUUUCACCAAGGGGGGAUGUCCAUUUUGUGCGGCAGAGCGGAGCCGUGCACUUGGGUUUCCCUCUCUUCCCUCGUCUCUCUCUCUCUCUCCCAGUCACAAGGGUGAGAGAGAGAGAAGUAGCGUGACGACCCCUUCCCGACUCAUUCCACGCAGGGUCAUCCAUGCGCCACCGGGAGGGUGCAUCUCAAUCCAUCGCUCGCCCCGUGCUGCUGCUGCUGCUUGCUGCUUGCUGCUCGCCGCGGUAGCAGCAGCGAGCAUCAUCAUCAUCAGCAGCAGCACGCGCAGCAGCACGCGCUGAUGAUGAUGCCGGUGCUGAUGCCGCUGCGCUCUUCCUCCAGCGCGCGCGCUGACGUUCUUCUCUCAGAGAUGGAAAGGCAGGACGAAGAGGAAGAAGAAGAAGGUGAGUUAAACAAAAAAAAUUGUACCUACCGCACAGGCCUCUCCAUUCGUUUAAUUUCACGGGACGCGCUUUUGAUCCUCGGUUGACACACAAAAACCGAUGUAACCGUUCGUUUAAGCUUUCGCGAUUUUAAAUCGGAAUUAAUUAUCAGUCCAUACGCAACACAUACAGUGCAUUACAUACAGCACCUUAAACGUAAACAAUGCCGUUAGUGUGUGUGUAUAUAUCCAAUCGCAUAAAACACGUUGACCUGCAGAAUAAACAGACCUUUGCUUACAUAGAACGGGAAAUUCACGCAUACACAUGUACAAUACACGUAACCACAGACCUACAAUCUCUCCAUUGUAGCUAUUUACGAACAAUAUCCAUACAUACACACGGGCCUAUAUCACGACAUGUACUGGGAUUGUGCAUCACAAACGACGUAAUUCACGUGUACGUUACACACGCGCAAACGCACACCAGACCGUGCGCAGAUGCGCUAACACAACUACGUACGCGCAACGCAUCCAUCCAUCCGUACACACACGGAGACAGAGAGUGUGUACACACAUAAACACACGCGAUACACGGGCACAAACACCCUACGUGACACGCACCACCACCACCACCCCCCCCUGUGCACACAGCUCACGUCGCUUCCACCACCACCACCACCACCCGCCCCCUGCCAAGCCUCCAGCUCCCUCCCCAGAGCGGGAGGGCUAAGCCAGUAUAUAAUCAAAUAAUAAUAAUAAAUGUUCGGCUCCCUAAACGCAGCACCAGCCGUUGUUGUUGUUGUUUUGUAUUAAUAGCGCGUUGCGAAAUGGCUAAAGCGUGCACACUUGCACCGGCGUGUGUGGUGACACGAGGGGACGUUGCGUACGUGCGGCGCAACAACAACAACAAUAAUGAUGAUGAUGAUGAUUGCCGAUCAUCAUCAUCAUCGUCGACGCCGACGAGUGAUCGUUACGAGCGUCAUUGGGCAGCGUAACGCCGAUGAUGUUACAGCCAUUAAGCGCGCUUCAGCCUUUAUUAUAAAAGUUGCUUCUUUUCGUUCUCAUCUCCCCCAGGGUAGCCUCAUCGCCGUCGCUCGCCGUCAAGCCGGCGGCCGCUUUCGUUCUUUCUUUUUUUCAGCGCAAAAGAAACGGCAAAUCGAUGUGGCACUGACGCGGCUGCUUUGCGGUGAUGCACAUCCCGUCGCCUCGGCAUUAACGUAAUAGACCGCCUGCGUGGCAGCCUCCCGAGCGGCGUCGAAAUCCCAAAAGCGAGAAAGCGAGUGGGCGAUUUCAUGAGCGGGCUCAGCUCCUCUCGUCACAAAAAUGACCUCCUUGCGUAUUCACGAGGAGGUGGAUGUAAGCCGGCGGAGAGGGAGGGGAGAGAGGCUUACGUCCGGAGCGUGCCUUUGGCUGGCCCCGUACCUGUCAAGAAAUUCUCUCGGAUGUAUGUGAAGAAAUCGAUGGGAGUCUCGCACACCGCGAAGGCAGAUAAAUACGCGCGGACAAAAGCGUCUGUCGUCGGCGGAACGACUGCGCGCAAUCGAUACCCGGUAAACGAUGAAGAGGAAUGCGUUGUGUGCAUUUGCUAUUGUGCUUUGAUAUUACUGAUAUAUUACUGUAUUCAUAGCUUCGAACGAGGGAAUACGUUGAGCAGACCGUGACCAUCACAUUUAAAUCCGCCUGCUUCACACCAAGCUAAUUGCUUCUGGCACACACACGCACACAAAAUAAAAUAAAACGCCACGAGGCAAGCUGAGGACUCCACGAUGUCUACUCGAAUAAAACCCCAAGCUCACAUCAUCCAGCCAGGAUCGCAAGCUGUGCGAGCGCAAAUAUCUGUUGUCGUUGCUCAAAUGGAGAAGGUCCUCAAAGAACUGAAAGAGGUGGCAAUGGAACUCAGAGAGGUCAUCGCGCAGAUUGACAAACUUACUGCCAACUUACAUUUGGAGGAGGAAGACAAUGACAGUGAAUCUGUCUCCUCCAGCGACGUGUCCUGGUCCAACAUAACAGGCCUCUACUUUGAAGAACGGACAAUUACCACCAGCACUGCGUCUACGUCGGCAGUUGUAUCAGUGACCAGGUCUUACCAGUCACAAAGGACUAGUUUUAUGGCUCUCGAUGUAGCAAAGGAUGCUACCUCAACCAGCAAUGCAUCAACAGCUCCUGCUCACCAACAGACUCCAUAUUCUUUUUAUGAAACUCAGACAGUAAAUGAAACUGUGGAUAAGAAACAUUGUACCACGUCGUCACAAACUGAUUUUCAAGUAAGUUAUUGCUCUGGAGACCUUCAGGCCACCUCGAAGGUUAAAGUCGAAACUGCAUCACAACUUUCAGCGAUAAGCGAGCCGAAACACAAAUCCAAGGUUCUGGGUAAAACAACACGUUCUCAUGUCCUAUUAAGCAAUAUUCGAAACCCUGAACAUUGCCAGCAAGCACUGCGAGGGUCUGAUCAUAUUAAUGUGACCAAUGACUGUAAUACUGGAUCGCCACCUCCCAAUGACACGGAGAAUUCUGAAUCCAGAAGGGUAGAUUCAACCUCUCCCAAACACACGUUUUUGAAGAACAACCGUGUCGCUUUUGCAAAUGGCUCAUUGCUGUUAAAUGGCAUGUUGAAAAGCGUGGGAAAUCAAGAGUUAAGCGACGGAGUCCCCAACCACUCUGGAGAGUUUACAACAAUAACAAGGAGUUGCUACAGUGCGGUGUCCCGAGACCGAAUGAAGAGAGACAACUUCACCCAGACCACCAAAGAACGGGUUCGAUUUAGCGACACGGUUGAAUAUCACAGGUUUUGUCCAGAACUUGAAAGGACUAUACAGGUCCACCGUGUGCAAGUGUUUUUUGGUUCAAAGAAUGUGCCAGUGCGUUCCUCUUCCUUAAAAACAGAACAUCCAAAUAGCAUCAGUACACGCGCUUUUGUGAACGCAAGCACACAAACUGUGUCCUUUCUCAAAGAAGAUGCUAAACCCAAAACCAUACUGAGAAAGUCAUUUUCCAGUAAGUGACUGCUCAUUUUGUUGAUGUACAUAUCAGUAAUGAAUUAUGGCACAAGAACUCAGGGAGUUUAUAGCAUGUUAUGAAAUUUCUACAUGACGAAAAUAUAAUUACUAUUGUAUAUAUAGAUGUUAUUUUAUCUUCUAAAUUGCUUAAAUAUUUUAUUACAUUUCCCUGAUUAUUUUACACAUCAUAACCCAUAAAAAAUAAGCACAUCCAUUAAUGACCGUAGAUUAAGUGAAAUAUGAAUAUAAUAUAGAAAUAUUUUUUUAAAUAUAUCUUUUCAUGACUCAGUGUUAUAUGAAUUAUAAAAAGUGCAAUCAUUCCUAAAUCUAUUAUUAUCAUUCAGUGACAAAAUGGCCUUAUUUUAUUGUGAUUUUAGGCUGUGUGCGAGAGUGACCAAUGAUUCCAAAUUGUUGCUGCAGUGUAUAGGAUGAGGAUGCUAUGUGUACAGAUGAUAGUGAUAAUGCAUUUUUACAAUGAGAUGAAUAAACAUGAAAAAUAA